Messenger RNA from Mucor mucedo, 1235 nucleotides. RefSeq names its product glycoside hydrolase superfamily. Gene Ontology annotation, molecular function: chitin binding; oligosaccharide binding. The record is from RefSeq and is a predicted model, not a curated record. Gene Ontology annotation, cellular component: extracellular region. Gene Ontology annotation, biological process: carbohydrate metabolic process. Lineage: Eukaryota; Fungi; Mucoromycota; Mucoromycetes; Mucorales; Mucoraceae. The transcript is spliced from 10 exons. The coding region runs from base 51 to 1235 and encodes 394 amino acids.
CUCACGCUAAACAUCGAAACACUUUUUUAUUUUGUUUCUUAUCGUUUUAAAUGAAGCUAAAUUUAUUUUUCACAUUUGCUGCUGUCAUUGCCGUUGCUCAGGCAGCCACAAGUACUCAAAAAGUAUUAAAUACAAACGAUUCAAAGGCCAAAAAUGGACUCAAUGUCAAAACUAUUAUUCACAACCACGAUAAACCCAACGUGUUAGAAGCCCAUGUUAAAAAAUUUGGAGGCGAGACUCUAGCAUAUGUCACGCCAUGGAAUAAUCGCGGAUAUGAUGUAGUUAAAGAGUUUAAAGGAAAAUUUGACUACGUCUCACCUGUUUGGUACUAUAUUCAAAGAAGAUCUCCUAUGCAAUUUGAUUUUGAUGGAGAGCAUGAUGUAGAUCAAGGGUGGAUGAAAGAAGUGAAAGAUAUUAAAACAAAUAUGGGAAAAAUUCUACCAAGAUUUCAAUUUCGUGGAUGGACAAGUGAAGAUUUAAGAGUCUUUGUAGGAAGUUCUGAAGAAUCGGCUGCGUUGGCAAAUGAAAUCAACCAACAAGUCCAGAAAUAUGGAUUUGAUGGUGUUGUUGUUGAAUGUGGAUACCCUGCCUUUUUUCAAAAGUUUUUAUCCGAUCUAUCAUCUUUAUUGCAUUCCGAAAAGAAACAGUUAAUUGUGGUUUUACCUUCGGUUAUCACAGAAGAACAUAAACAAUUCAUGAAGCCAGAAAUAUUUGAUGCCAUGGCCAAAUACAUUGAUAGAUUUAGUAUCAUGACUUAUGAUUAUUCAAGCCAUGAUCCCAACGGAGGCCCCAACUCGCCUAUUGAAUGGAUUAUGGAUAACAUUGAUUAUUUGACUAAUGAAGAAAAUCGACAUCAAUUACUUAUCGGCCUCAACAUGUAUGCCAUGUCAUAUCUACAUACACGUGCACCCGAGCCAUUAGUUAUGAAAACAGUAGUGGAAAAGCUAACCUAUCAGCCAAGAGAAUAUGACGAACUUUUAGAACCUGAAGAGCAGGAGACGGGUGAUGAUCAAGAAUUAAAUUGGGAUAAAGAAACACAAGAAGCCUGGUUUAUUGAUAUCGAUGAGGAUGGUAUCAGACAAGGCACAGUGUGGAUGCCAACAUAUAGGUCCAUUAGAAAUCGUGUUCGUCUUGCAGAAGACUAUGGUGUUGGAAUUGCACUAUGGGAGGUUGGACAAGGCCUUGACUAUUAUUGUAUUAUACAUUGCUGUAUAUCACAUUACAUUGCUGCAUAG